Messenger RNA from Grus americana (Whooping crane), 6798 nucleotides. RefSeq names its product carnitine O-palmitoyltransferase 1, liver isoform-like. Lineage: Eukaryota; Metazoa; Chordata; Aves; Gruiformes; Gruidae. Gene Ontology annotation, biological process: fatty acid metabolic process; carnitine metabolic process. Bases 298 to 2289 code for a protein of 663 amino acids. The transcript is spliced from 17 exons. The record is from RefSeq and is a predicted model, not a curated record. Gene Ontology annotation, cellular component: mitochondrion. Gene Ontology annotation, molecular function: carnitine O-palmitoyltransferase activity.
GGAGCGGUCGCUGUUUCACUCGUGUCUUGCUUGUGCUGCUGCUACCUUCAGGUUAGCUCGACCUUGCCCGCCUGAGCGCCGGUAACCGCCAUUCUCUCAGCAGAGCUACAACUGACUGUUAGCCAUUGCUGUAGUGUGAUGUCUAUUAGGAGCUAGCAGCAUUGGAAUGAAUCUGCCACUCAGUGUGUCCUAACCUUUCCAAGAUCCGAGCUGCAGUGAGCUUGUGGGAUAGAAGAUUUGCGUGACAAAUCUCAAGUCUGCUUUUCAGGAAGACAGCUGUUCAGAACUCCUCUGAAAAUGGCAGAAGCUCAUCAAGCAGUAGCUUUUCAAUUUACAGUAACACCAGAUGGGAUUGACUUGCGAAUGAGCCAUGAGGCACUCAGACAAAUUUACCUAUCUGGCGUCCAUUCAUGGAAGAAAAAGUUCAUCAGAUUCAAGGCACUUGUAAAACUCUUCUCAGGACGUAAACCCAUGUUAUACAGUUUCCAGACAUCUUUACCACGAUUGCCAGUUCCAGCUGUUAAAGACACAGUCAAUAGGUAUCUGGAAUCAGUUCGGCCACUUAUGGAUGACGAAGAGUUCAGAAGAAUGGAGGGUCUUGCCAAAGAUUUUGCAUUUAAUUUGGGACCAAGGCUUCAGUGGUAUUUGAAGCUAAAAUCCUGGUGGGCCACAAACUAUGUUAGUGAUUGGUGGGAAGAGUAUAUCUACCUUAGAGGACGUGGACCGAUUAUGGUUAAUAGUAACUAUUUUGCGAUGGACUUCCUUAACUUAUCACCAACAACCCUGCAGGCAGCUAGAGCUGGUAAUGUUAUCCAUGCCAUCCUGCUCUAUCGGAAAAAACUGGACAGACAAGAAAUCAAGCCAAUUCUUCUGAUGGGAUCUACUGUUCCACUCUGCUCAGCUCAGUGGGAACGGAUGUUUAAUACCUCCCGUAUCCCGGGAGAGGAAUCAGAUACUCUCCAGCAUGUGAAAGACAGCAAACACAUUGUUGUGUAUCAUAAGGGCCGUUACUUCAAAGUGUGGCUGUACCAUGAUGGUAGACUGUUGAAACCCCGAGAAAUCGAACAACAGAUGCAAAGAAUUCUUGAUGAUGAUUCAGAGCCUCAGGCUGGUGAACAGAAACUAGCAGCUCUUACUGCAGGAGAUAGAGUACCAUGGGCUAAAGCUCGACAGGCUUAUUUUAGCCGUGGAAAGAACAAACAGUCCUUAGAUGCUGUUGAAAAAGCAGCAUUUUUUGUGACGUUGGAUGACGUUGAGCAAGGGUACAGGAAAGAAGAUCCAGUGAGGUCACUGGAUGCAUACGCAAAAUCCUUAAUACAUGGCAGAUGUUAUGACAGGUGGUUUGAUAAAACAUUCACGCUUAUAGUAUUCAAAAAUGGCAGAAUGGGUCUGAAUGCAGAGCACUCUUGGGCAGAUGCUCCUAUUGUUGGACACCUGUGGGAGAAUGUAAUGGCAACUGAGUAUCUUGAACUGGGCUAUUCAGAAGAUGGGCAUUGCAAAGGAGAUACCAAUAAAAAUAUUCCUAUUCCUACCAAACUGCAGUGGGAAAUUCCAGAAGCAUGUCAAGAAGUGAUUGAGAGGUCUUUGAGCACUGCUACAGCUCUGGCAGAUGAUGUGGACUUCUAUUCAUUUUUCUUUGAUACUUUUGGGAAAGGACUAAUAAAGAAAGCAAAAACCAGCCCUGAUGCCUUCGUGCAACUUGCCCUGCAGCUUGCUCACUAUCGGGACAUGGGAAAAUUUUCUUUAACAUACGAAGCCUCUAUGACACGCUUGUUCAGAGAAGGCAGGACCGAAACUGUUCGUUCGUGCACUAUUGAAUCAUGUAAUUUUGUUCAAACCAUGGAAGACCCAACUGAAAGUAAUGAAAAUAAGCUUAAGUUCUUUCGACUUGCUGCUGCCAAACAUCAGCACUUAUAUCGUCUUGCCAUGACUGGUGCUGGCAUUGACCGCCAUCUGUUCUGCCUUUAUGUUGUGUCAAAGUACCUUGCUGUAGAUUCUCCUUUCCUUAAGGAAGUUUUGUCAGAGCCUUGGAGGCUGUCAACAAGUCAGACACCACAGCAACACAUUGAUCUGAAGAAGAACCCUGAGAUGUUAUCUAGUGGUGGAGGAUUUGGACCGGUGGCUGAUGAUGGUUAUGGUGUUUCUUAUAUUAUCUUGGAUGAAAAUUCCAUCCAUUUUCAUGUCUCCAGCAAAAUAUCUUGUUCUGAGACGGUAAGGGUCAGUCCUUUCCUAUGGUUUAAUAAAUCUGUUCUGAUAUCUGAUUAUAAAACUGUUCUACUCAUUGUCUAAAAAAAUUUAGUAGGACUUGCAACAUAGUUAUGUGUGUUUUCUUUCUCAGCAUAUUGCUGUUUUGUUGGGGGUUUUUUGUCUCCACCUGUAUAAAUUUAAUAGAUUUAUAAACCAAGAAAAACAUAUUCUAUUUCACUUAUGCAUGUGGCCCAAGGUAAUCUUCACAUAUGUGUGGUUCCCUGGAACUCAUGCAAAAUGACUUAUAUCUGUCCCAUAAAUAGUAAGAUGGAUGUCUCCUGUUUUUUGUUAUUGCAGUUCUGCUUUGAUUUGUCUCUGGCUGUAGUUGUAAAGGCAGAGUAAAUUGUAUGCUCCCUAUUCUUUAAAUCUUCUUCCUGUAAGUUGUAAUCUGUGCUUGAGAAAUAUAGUCAAUCAAAAAAUUAUUAAAAUAACACCCAUUAGAAUGUAGUAGAUGUCAUCUAUUCAAUAUCCUGCUGUUGCAGAGGUCUACUUUGAGUGAGCUUCAAUUCAUUCUUCCCUUUCAGAUUUUUUUUAUGACUUUACUAAACAUGCUGAGUUUGUUAAGGAUUACAUAGCUGAACUAGUUUUCCUCUUUUAACCUUAACUUGUUGGAGAGAUCUUGGUGCCUUUGGUUAAUCAUUAAAGAUUAGGAAAUACAACUUUGUUUUUUCAUAGUUCAAAUUGUUCUUCAGAUCCCUGUUAGCUUGUACUUUAAAUAUCCCUGUAUUUUUUACUUAGUAGUGAAGUCAAAGGCCCAUACAGAAAAGGCAGUAUUUCAUGUGCAUGGCCUUGAUAUUCGUAGGGUGUUUAGAGCAGGUCCUGUAAUGUAGCUAAUAAUCUAUAUUUGUAAUCUUAAUUUCUUCCUUGCACCAUUAAUCUGACACUUAGAAUAAACGGAUCAAGUUCAUAGUUUGUUUACACUUAGAUAAUUGUGAUUUUCAUUUUCAAUACUUCAUGUAAUUUUUCAAUGGCAAAAGAAUCGGGAUUCUAAUAGGAACUCAAAAAAUGUUUUUCUGCUCUUUUAGUACUUCUAGGUCAUUAGUGAUACACUUUCUGAAUAUUCUUUUGUCUUCUGAAAAUUAGCUUUUGCAAAAUCUUGUAUAAAAAAGCAAUACCAAACGCCACCUAUUUUAAAGUAACAGAAAGGUAUAGAUUCAUCUGAUUUCAAAAGGAGAUGAUCUCAAUUCUGUCUGUAGGAAAGUAAAUGCACAAUGAAGAACUCGUCAGUAAUAGCAUAAACUUGGAUUAAUUUGUAUAGUAUUAACAUUUUUGUAGUUUAAAUUCCACGUUUUAUGGUAAAAUACAUGCCUUAAUUCUAUGAGCUCCAAAAUUACAAUGUGUUAAAAGGAUCCUUCUUUUGCUUAAAAGAUAACUGUUGAUUGAUAGUACGAGUCUUUGGUUUUGUUUUUUGUUUGUUUGUUUUCAAAGGAUUCUCAUCGUUUUGGAAAAAACAUCCAAAAAGCAAUGGUUGACAUCAUGGGUUUAUUUAACCUUAGUAAAAACUGUACUAAGUGAUUUGCCUUAUUGGUGCCAAGCAAUCUCCUGUUGUUGGGAUGAGAACUCUUCUGAACAGUGAAUGAGAGCAAGGUUUGUCAAACAGUAGAUGGCGAAGAAACUGAAUCAAGAUCUUCUUGAUCACCUGCGGAAACCUUAGCAGUGUAUCGAAUGUUUCUUCUUUUUGUUUUUUUCAGUAGUGUUGGAAGAGUUUAUUUCCACAAAGGAUGACUUUUGAAAUCUUGUAUGUUUCUAGGGAUGAAGUAUAGUAUCAUUGCAUGAGGUCAUGUAUAUUCUAACUCCUGCAGCUUUCUCUUAAUUUGUAUACACUUGUUCUUAUUUUACUUAAAAUUAGUUUACUUUGUAUUCCAGAAUCAAAGGGAUAAACGACACCGUCUUAAAGUCAAAUACUAGAAAAAGUUCCAUUUGCUAUGUAUUAAUAGCAGAAUGUUCUUCAAUGUAUCUGCUGCUUUAUGUCAAUGAAUGACAAAACUUGUGGCUGUUUACCUUCAUUGUUUUUUGUUUUGGUUUUGCUUUAUUUUUAAAGAUAACUUCUGUAAAACAUUAAAAAAAAAAAAUCCCUGAUAUAACCCACAAUAACAUACGAAGUUAUAGAAAUUUUGGGGGUUUUGGGGAAAAAAAAAAAUCAGGUAGUGAGUGUUACAUUGGGUAGUAAAACGUGUUACCUAAUUAGCAGGUAUCACAUUUUUCUUAUUACUUUCAAGCAUGUUUGCCAUAUCAUUGAUUUUUAUUUCUGUAUAAAUAAAUGGACCUGCUGUGCUUGUACAUGCAAGUGCCUUAGAAAAAGAAAGAUCCUAAACCCAGGAAAAUAGCUUAUGCUGGGAGUUGGUUUUACAUUGUCUUAGUGGUGAAGGAGGUGAAGUAGUAGUAAUGCAGAUCUAGUUUUCAAAUUAUAAGUUAGGUUGAUGUGGUAUAAGUAGACUUGAAUAUGUUGCCAUAUGGUGCAGUUAGGCUUAAAGCUGUGAUGAAAUGCUGCCAUCUGAAAUGGUAAAAAUCAUUCCCGAUGAAAUGCAGGAGUAACUUUUUCAGAGCUACAGAUACUCAUGUGUUUAUUUUGGUGAAUGCUAUUGGUGGUCAUUUGAGGUAAGAGUUUCUGGGUCCUAGGGAAUGUCAAUUUAGUUAAUGCAACCUGUUGGAUAGUCUACAAAGCAAGGCUGCCUGUAGAGACUGAUCAAUUGCAUACAGUUUGCCUGCUUUCAGCCUGGAAGGACCACUACUACAUUGCCAACCAUCUGCAUGAGAAAAGCAAACUAAUAAAACGGUGGAAAAUAGCUCCAGAAUGGGAAAAUCCUGGCCUUCUCAAACCCCUCCUGGGAGACGCUCUUGGUCAAGCAGUUUCUGAACAGUACAAAGAGGAAGGGGAAAGCUGUUUCACUCAAACAGGAGCAUAAUGUUUCCAAGUGUAGAAAUAAAACAGCUACUAGAAAAUGGAGCAACUUUGUGUGCUAUUCUUCUCUUCCCAGGCUUUAUAGGUGCAGUUACUUUUUACAUCCUGCAGUGCAGUAAACUGUACCUGUUAGCACCAAUUUGUUUUUUUUUUAAUGUAAGGUACAUGGUGUUUAGUAAUACAGUGAAUGCUGCUCCAGAGCUAUGCUGAUUUUAAAAGGCCUUUGGUGUUGAUAUAAAACUUCCCAUUAGACUUAGAAUGUUUUCUGGCCAGUAUUUCUAACUUCUGUGCCUCUUCAUGUUGUUUUGAUGUUUUUCUUCUUUGAUCUAGCUAUUAAAACACCUGUGUAUGUACGUUUGAGGUGGGAAGCCUCAAAGAUCCCAGAUGCAUACUUAUGCAAAUGCAUGCUUACAUAAAUGUAGGGAAACCCUCACAGAAAUUGGCUAAGGACACUCAUCAUUUGAUUAGGUACAGCAUGUGGGAAAGGACACUUUGAAAUAAGCUUUACUGUGGCUGGCAGGCCUGGCAUUUAUCAAACAACUCCCAACAAUUUUACAGUGAUCUAUUCUUUUGGAACUGCAGAAAUAAUGCAUUGUUUUGGUUUGGUUUUUUUUUAUUGACCACUGACCAAUCUGUGCUUAAAUUAACAUUAGGGCAUAUUAGUUUGUAGGAUUUUCUUUUUUAAAAAAAAAAGUUUAGAUUUGACUCUCAGGUUUUAAAUGUUUCAAGUCUAAUUGUAGUUAAUGCAGUUAUCAAUGCAAUUUUACAUUCUUAAAGAGUAAGUAUAAUUGGCACAGAAAGUUAGGUUUUAUUGUAAAUGUUUUAAACAUUUUUGUGGUGUUAAAUGUUUGUUUGUUUUUUUUUAAUUUGGGAUAGAUCAUAAUUCCUAAACAGAUAAGAUUUUAUUGUGUCAAGAGCAUGUAAAUAAAAUACGCUUUUUGGAUGUAAAUCUUAGAAAUCCACAGUGAUUGUAGCGUAUAUUAAUUUAAAUCUUAAUGUUCAAUAUUGUGUACAUAGAGUAAAACUGCUUGCUUUUUUGUUCAAAAGCCAUAGGAAUGUAACUGAAAUUACCUAGAUUUUAAUGAACCUUCUAAUACAGUGUACUUUAUAAAGUAAAAUGUUCAUAUUCCAGAAAAACUAUUAAUUUGUUACUAAAACCUUGAAUCACUUAUUCUCAAUUAGUGAUUUAAGAGCUCAAAAUUAGGGUUGAGUAGGCAGUAAAAGGUUGGAUGAUAAUUGACCUGUUUAUUAAAUAGCAGUGUGGAAUUAGUGGAAUACCUCAAAUGUGCAUUUUCCAAAUUUCUUAUUUAAACUAUUUCAUGCCAGAAAUUAAGACAGCUUUAAGUGCAUUUAGAGGCUUCCAUUGUCCAGGAUUAACACCAUUCCAAACUAAAUAUUCUUUUAAGGGUUGGGUUUUUUGAGGGACAAAGGAAGUGUAUGCCUGAUCUUGAAAUUCAUGGUUCUAAUUCAGCCUUCAUACCAAUUAUUUUCUCAUAUAAAAUAUAUUAAUUUAAGUUAGUUGUUUGGAUUUAUCUUCUUCAAUUACUCUACAUCUAUGGUUGGUUAUUUACAUCCAACACUUUGUCUCUAUUUUCUAACUUCUUCUGUGACUUCAAAAAAUAAAAUAAAAUUUCACAAUUACUCCUACU